Rhipicephalus sanguineus (brown dog tick) is the source of this 1769-nucleotide messenger RNA. RefSeq names its product zinc finger protein OZF-like. Lineage: Eukaryota; Metazoa; Arthropoda; Arachnida; Ixodida; Ixodidae. Gene Ontology annotation, molecular function: DNA-binding transcription factor activity, RNA polymerase II-specific; RNA polymerase II cis-regulatory region sequence-specific DNA binding. The transcript has 2 exons. Gene Ontology annotation, biological process: regulation of transcription by RNA polymerase II; central nervous system development. Bases 1 to 1311 code for a protein of 436 amino acids. Gene Ontology annotation, cellular component: nucleus. The record is from RefSeq and is a predicted model, not a curated record.
AUGGACCCGACCGCUGCCUUGGAAUACGACACGCUGAAACGGGCACUGCUCCAACGGUUCUUGUACACGGCGGACGGGUACCGGGAGAAAUUCCGUAAUGCAAGGCCCGAAGAUAGAGAAACCGCCAAGGAGUACGCGUCGAGGCUCUCGGGGUACUUCGAUCAUUGGACCCCUGACAAGCUCAACGUGUGCCAAACAGAAACAGGAGGCAAACCAACGGCCACGAGGUCCUUGCAGUGCGGCGUGUGUGAGAAAGUUUUCUACCGCAAGUCGCAGCUGCGAACACACUUGUUCGCUCACGUAGGCGAAAAACAGUACGCCUGCGACGUGUGCAACAAGAAAUUCACGCAGAAGAAAAACCUGGUGAUCCACAGUCGCACGCACACGGGAGAGAGGCCCUUCGAGUGUUCGUCGUGCCCGGCCACGUUCACCUGCACCGAGUAUCAGAAGAGACACAUGUUGACCCAUACCGGCGAACGACCGUAUGAGUGCAACAUCUGUGGAAAGAGAUUCGGCACGAAAAAAAGCCUCAAGUACCACUCACUCACUCAUUCAGGGAAGAAGUCGUACGCCUGUCAUGUUUGCCGCAGAAAAUUUUCCCGCAGAGACUCGCUCCGAAGCCACGCCCGUACGCACACUGGCGAGAAGCCCUACGUCUGCCACCUGUGUCCCGCAACGUUCGCGCAACUGAGUACGCUGAAAAAGCACGUCUUAAGCCAUACCGGCGAGCGACCUCACAGGUGCGGCGAAUGCGGGAAGAGUUUCAGAUCGAGGUGCAACCUUUCACAGCACAAGAUUAUUCACUCAGGCGUAAAGAAUUUCGAUUGUCAGUCCUGUAGCCGCAAAUUUCAUUCUAAACAAGCACUGAAAUAUCACACCCGCAUGCAUACAGGCGAGAAGCCGUACCACUGCCACCUAUGUCCCGCUGAAUUCGCGGAUAUGAGUGCGCUGAAAAGGCAUGUGUUAGCCCACACCGGUGAGCGACCUCACCGCUGCGACGUAUGUGGGAAGUGUUUCAGAUCAAUGUCCAACCUUUCGCAGCAUAAGAUCUUUCACUCCGGUGUGAAGAAGUUCAGUUGCCAGUUUUGUAGCCGUACGUUUAGCUUAAAAGAAGGGCUUACCACGCACACCCGCACGCAUACGGGCGAGAAGCCGUACCACUGCCACCUGUGUCCCGCUGCAUUCGCGCGCUUGAGUACGCUAAAAACGCAUGUUUUAAGUCACACUGGCGAGCAGCCUUAUGGGUGCGACGUAUGCGGUAAGAGAUUUACCCAAAGGGGGAGCCUUUCGCGUCAUAAGCGUAUUCACUAAGCAAGUACCUAAGCUUUGCUGUCAGUUCUGUAGCAGUACAAUUAUUAGCAAGUCAGACCUCAGUUCUCACAUACUCAUCCACGAAAACCGCAACGAUUGUAGCUCGAGCUGCAGGAUAUUUACAAAUCUUCGUAUAAGGAAGGGCACGCAGCUAUCAUCCAUGAUGAAACAUCACACGGCAAGUAGGCAGCAAAGCAUUCUUUAGCGUGCGUAUAUCCACCAGCCAUGCAGCCGGUAGACGUCAUACAUGUAUGAAAGGGCUUCAGGAGUCGCGGACCCUGUAUCACAUUUACAUUCGAGGAAACAUGUGGGCAAGUCCCUUGCAUACGUAUGCGUUUUCAUUUGAGCGCGCAUGCGCAGCCUUCUUCAGGUGUUCCUAGGGGUGUCAGAUGCGAUCGCAAGAUGCACUAUAACCGUAUAUGAAGAAUAAUAUUGCCUAUUGUUGCUACUUUCGGAAG